Hypanus sabinus (Atlantic stingray) is the source of this 1588-nucleotide messenger RNA. RefSeq names its product myelin-associated glycoprotein-like. Bases 1 to 1251 code for a protein of 416 amino acids. The record is from RefSeq and is a predicted model, not a curated record. Gene Ontology annotation, biological process: cell-cell adhesion. Gene Ontology annotation, cellular component: cell-cell junction. The transcript has 7 exons. NCBI's taxonomy places the organism in Eukaryota, Metazoa, Chordata, Chondrichthyes, Myliobatiformes, Dasyatidae. Gene Ontology annotation, molecular function: cell adhesion molecule binding.
AUGGCCGAAGUUAUGAUGAGCCAUUACGCCCCACAGAAUCUCUCAAUCACUUCUACCAACAGCGUGAACAAUUCCUGGGUGAAUAUAAAAGAAGGGAUUCCUACAUCGAUCCUCUGCUCCGUCCAGAGUUUCCCAGUGUCUAAUCUAACAUGGAGACAUCUCGGUGUCACACUGAACACAAGAAGUUCCAGUAAUGAACUGUGGCUGGAAUUUCCUCAGGUGACCCCCCAGCAGGCUGGAGUCUAUCAGUGUGUGGCGGAGAAUAAACACGGGACAGCGGAGAGGGCCGUCACCCUCAGUGUGGAGUAUGCUCCACAGAACAUCUCAAUCACUUCUCUCAACAGCGUGAACAAUUCCUGGGUGAAUAUGAAGGAAGGGAUUCCUACAUCGAUCCUCUGCUCUGUCCAGAGUUUCCCAGUGUCUAAUCUAAUGUGGAGACAUCUCGGGGUCACACUGAACACAAUAAGUUCCAGCAAUGAACUGCGGCUGGAGUUUCCUCAAGUGACCCCCCAGCAGGCCGGAGUCUAUCAGUGUGUGGCGGAGAAUGAACACGGGACAGCGGAGAGGGCCAUCACCCUCAGUGUGGAGUAUAAGCCUGAGAUUUCUCGGGACUCAGGAUGCACUCGGACCCCCGAUGUCAUCACAUGCGUGUGUGCGGCCAGAUCAAACCCACCCGGAGAGCUCACCUGGCACCUCCCCCUCGCCAGCCUCAGCGGGAACCAGACGCACGGUCGUUUCCAGACGUGGCAGGUGGCAGACGGGCAACUGGUGACUGGCUCGCUGACCUUGAGUGUGGGCGAGGGAGAGGAGGAUGGGACCGCCUUCUGUACAGUCCGAAACCAGCAUGGAGAGGCCAUGUUCGCGGUGUACCUGUGGAUGAAAGGUGGGGUCUCUGCUGUCUGGAUCACAGUGUUACUCACGAGCAAUGGCGUUCUCAGUAUGCUACUGGCUGGAUUCUUCAUCUCCAGGUACAUCCCGAGACGGGAUGCACGGACCAAGGAGACGGCCUUGGAGAUCCUGGACAGCACCGUCAGCUCCACUGCACACUUGACCGCAUCUCAGGACACGGAGAGGCAGAGGAGGAGCCGGAUCCCACUGGAAGUUUCACCAGUAAUGCCCGUUGGAGAGGUGGAGGAGUGUGACCCGGUGUAUGCCAACCUGCGGGAACUGCCUGGCGGUGGGGGUCCUGUUCACAGGGGGGAGACGGUCACAUAUGCAGCGUUGCACUUCCAGUCAGUUGGACCAGCCUGAGGGGUCACAGCACUGGUGGUUGGGGGGUGGGGGGAGGUUGGGGAGAGAUCCUUCUGGUUCUCCGGGAGAUAGCCAGUGCUGGAGGGAACAUUGCAGCCAACUACACAGCAGGAUCCCACAAAGCACUGGGUCCCACAGACCCAGGUUACCACCUACUUUCUAAUCAUGUUCAUUCAUAUCAAGCGAAACUGGAGACUCGCUGAUUCAGACAAAUAAAAUCACAUUGCUUUUAUUGGAGGGUGCAGGGUGAACAGUGAAGAGAUAGAAUCGCUCAGGGAUUGCCACUCGAGAGUUAGGGGAGCUGUUCAGUGGGGAGUACAGUGGGAGGGAUGGUGAA